Molecule: messenger RNA, 1395 nt
Organism: Menidia menidia (Atlantic silverside)
Lineage: Eukaryota; Metazoa; Chordata; Actinopteri; Atheriniformes; Atherinopsidae
Source: the annotation of a GenBank genome assembly
AUGAUGUGGCAAUGCCAUGUGUCGUCCUCUGAGUGCCGCUGCUACCGGCUGAACGGCUUCUCCCUGCUGAAGCGCUUCCCUCUCUCGGCAGAUGGGGCAUGUGGUAAAGCCCUGGACCAGCCGGUGGGAGAGUGGCUGGAGCACGUGGGGCUGCCGCAGUAUGAGAGCAAGUUCCUGCUCAAUGGUUUUGACGACCUACGAUUCAUGGGAAGUAACGUGAUGGAGGACCAAGAUCUCAGAGACAUGGGCAUCACUGACCCUGGACAUAGAAAGAAAAUCCUCCACGCUGCUCGCGGCUUGCCCAAGGUAAAAGCACUGGGCUGUGAUGGCAGCACGUCUCUCGCCUCCUGGCUGGAUUGCCUUGGCCUGCAUGAAUAUCUGCCUAACUUUCUUUCGAAUGGCUACCGCACAUUGGAGUGUGUUAAGAACCUGUGGGAGCUGGAAAUUGUUAAUGUUAUUAAGAUCGGUGCUUUGGGCCACAGGAAGCGGAUCAUCGCUUCUCUAGCAGAGAGGCCAUAUGAAGAGGCUCCCUCCAAGUCCCGCCGCCUGUCCCCGAUAAUGUUCCAUGACCUCCUGUCCCAGAACACGUCUCCCCUCAGUCAGAUGGACCCCUACACCAGCCGCUCCAUGGACACGCUCCUGCCCCUGCACGAGACUGACCGGAGGCGGAGGGGCAUUGACCAGGACUGCAGCGUGUCUCUGCGCUCCUACAAUGAGAGGCCGCGCUCCGUAGACAGACACAGUGAGCGACACAAAGAGUCUCGCUUAAACCUCCGGCCACCGAGUCAAUCCGCCACGUAUGCCACAGUGUCCGCCUGGCAUCACCAGCCCGAAAAACUCAUCCUGGAGUCCUGCGGGUACGAGGCAACAAAAUCGAAGGAUUCCAAAAAGGGUCCUGUUGUCAUACUUUCCAUUACCUAUAGGGGGGUCAAGUUCAUUGAUGCAGCCACAAAGACCAUAGUUGCCGAGCACGAGAUCAGGAACAUCUCGUGCGCUGCCCAGGACCCGGACGACCUUUGUACGUUCGCAUACAUCACAAAGGACCUGAAGAGUGGCCACCACUUCUGUCACGUCUUCAGCACCGUGGAAGUGACGCAGACCUACGAGAUCAUCCUGACACUGGGCCAGGCUUUUGAGGUGGCUUAUCAAAUGGCCGUUCAGGCCAGGGCGAGACAGUACGUGCCCCCCUCGUCCCUGCCCUCAGAGUUCGUGGAAACCAAAGCCAGCCGCCCGGCGUCUCAGUCGUGGAGCAGCGCGCGCCGGUCGGCGGCAAAAACGAGCAUGUUCACCUUUAGUUUGCGAUGUCCUGUCCUGUGUUACCAGGCAUCUACCACUGUGAGGCGCUAUGCGGAGGCAGCUUUGCUAGCAUGGGGGAUUGCCAAGAUGGACAAUUGA